Frankliniella occidentalis (western flower thrips) is the source of this 7706-nucleotide messenger RNA. RefSeq names its product protogenin B. Gene Ontology annotation, cellular component: axon; plasma membrane. Gene Ontology annotation, biological process: axon guidance; cell-cell adhesion. The transcript has 17 exons. The coding region runs from base 327 to 3821 and encodes 1164 amino acids. NCBI's taxonomy places the organism in Eukaryota, Metazoa, Arthropoda, Insecta, Thysanoptera, Thripidae. The record is from RefSeq and is a predicted model, not a curated record. Gene Ontology annotation, molecular function: protein binding.
CCACCGCGACGAGCCUCGCGCCCCUCACGGGCGUGACCAGGACCCCCGCGGCCCCGGCACGCACCGGUACCCGCUGAGCGCGCAAGCGGCGCAAGCCCUCGGGUUUGAAUCGCGCGCCUCCGGGGGGCCCGGCCAAUCGCUGCCGAGAAAACAAGUGCUUGCGCUGUUUAUUCUCGGAAGGGAGGAGGAGGGAGGAGGAUCGGCCGCAACGGAGUUUAGUGUCCGAAGGGCUCAACUGCUUUCGCACGUCGGCGAGAGCUCCGUGUUAAACGACCGUUUCGCGUCGUGGUUCAGCCGUCCAACAUCGUCCUGAUGAGGUCGACUACAUGGCGGGCAGACUGCUGUCAACCGCCGUGCUGCUCUGGCUAGGGAUAUGCGCCGGGGAGGGUGCGGGGGCCGCGUGGAGCGGUGCGCCCCAGGGCCUCGACGGGGCCCUCGACGGCGCGGACGCCGCCCUGUACCUGCCGCGGCCUAGACCGCCGGCGCAGCGGCCGAGCGCGGGGGCGCUGCCGACCCCCGCCUUCGCGGAGGAGCCGCGCGACCUGGUGGUGCGCAAGGGCGCCGACGCCGUGCUCGCCUGCCGCCCCGGACCGCAGUUCGCCUCGUGGCCCGUGUCCUGGCGCAAGGACGGAGAGCCGCUCCCGGCCAACGACAAGGAGCACUUCGUCGUGGACCGCGCGGGCAACCUCGUCGUGCACCAGGUGUCGCGGAGCGGCAGGGACGCCGGCGAGUACCGGUGUGCGCUGCGCGGCCCCGCGGGCACCAUCGUGUCCAGGACGGCCACCCUGCGCGUCGCAUCACUCUCACAAGCAGUUCAAGGCCCUGAUAGCGUUAUUGUGCCGGUGGGUGGGACGGCGAGAUUUUCUUGUAUCAUCGACUCUGUCCCCGCCGCCAAGAUCACGUGGAAGAAGGAUGACGGGCCACUACCGGCUAGCUCCAGAUUUGUCAUACUUGCCUCUGGUGUGCUUCUUAUUUCGAAAGUAGAUUCUGCGGAUGAAGGGCAGUACAAAUGCGUUGCGACAAAUAAUGUGCUACGAAGAACACGAGUGAGUAAUGAUGCUUCACUAACAAUAGGAACUCCAUCUGAGUGGUCUCAAAACAAUUUUCUUUCUCAAAGAAAUGUUAUUCAAAGUAUCCAAGGAGAAAAUAUUUCUUUAGAAUGUGCUGUUAGUGGAGACCAUGUCCCUCGAUGGUUCUUGAAAAAGGAUGAUAUUUGGAUCAAUAUGACAUCAUCCAGCAUGGCAAUACCUGGUGUUAGUAUACUGACACUGCAAAAUGUCACAGUCCUAAACUCUGGUACCUACAACUGCAGUUUCAAGGUAGAAUCACAAAUAUUCUCUCAGGUUGUGGAGCUUAAUGUCUUGUCACCACCGUACAUAAAGGAGGCCCCUGAGUCCCAAACGUAUCCCAAUGCUCACACAGCGCGGUUUACUUGCGAUGCGCAAGGUGUCCCACACCCCAACAUCACUUGGUUGAAGAAUGGUGAACCAGUAGCUCCCAGUGGUCGAAUUAGGGUUUUGAACAAUAAAUUGGUGAUAUCAAUGAGUGUUGCCAAUGACACUGGCUACUAUCAGUGCAUGGCUCAAAAUGGUGUUGGUGAAAGUUGGGGUCUUGCUCACCUUUUUGUCAAUUCCUCUGGCCUCCAAAGUCCCCCCUACAAUUUAGUUUGCCAGAAACGUGGUGACAGUUUUAUUGACUUGCAUUGGAGCACACUUCCAGGAAAUUUUCAAGCGUUUACUGUACAUUACUGGGCCUCAGGCAACAAGGUUGAAUACAAGGCAGCAUUUUCACAAAUUGAAUCUUGCAAUAUUACCGGUCUAGAACCUUUCACAAAUUACACUUUCAUAGUGCGCUCCUAUACCACGAGAGCAAGUGAACCAAGUGAAGAGUUGACUUGUGAAACAAAGGAAUCUGUUCCAGAUAUUGCUCCGGAGAUUACAUUGACAGUUAUUAGUCCAACUACAUUGAACGUUGCUUGGAAACCAUUAGACCCUAGGAGAACUCAUGGUCAUAUUACAGAAUACAAGGUUCAGUGGAGACAAAUCACAAGAUCCACUGCAAAAAUCAGAGAGGUCCCCGCCAGAACUACAAACUUCACUAUUUCAGAUCUUAUACCAGGAGCGACAUAUGAGACUAGAGUACUGGCACGAACAAGUCGUGGCUGGCCAAUGGCAUCUGUGGAUGGGAAAUUAAAAUGGCAGCCCAUAGAAAUGCCGGUACGGAUCCCCACAAACUUCAACCCACUGCCUCAUGUUCCGUUCACGACUACUCAAAGUAAUUUUAUUGGAUCUGAAACAAUGAGACUAGAACCCCCGUGUUGUUUGGAAGCAGAACCAACUUCUGCUCACACCAUUAAUCUGACCUGGUCUGCACCGGCUCACCUAAAUAUUAAAUACUUUUCUGUAUUUAUCAAAGAGGUUCAGUCAAGCCAUACCCUUGGCUCCAGUGAACCUGACGUUAUAAAUUGUACUAAUCAUUGGGUGGAGAUUGAUGAUUUACGCCCCAAUACCAUUUAUGAGCUUGCUUUGAAGGUGUAUGAUAAAGAGGGGAAUAGUAGCCCUAUGAGUGAAAAGUUUGAAUGCCGAACAUUUGAGGAUGCACCUGAAGAAGUGAAGGAUGUCAGCUGGGAGCCUUUGAAUUCAUCUAUAGUAAAAAUAAUGUGGAAAGGACCUAGUAGUACUGUGGGCCAAUUUAAUGUGUCCUUGGUUCCGCUGGAUCAAAGUCAAACAAUCUUUACUCUUGUAGAUGGAUCAAAAACAAGCACAGAGGUUCUUGGGGUCAAACCUUCCACGCAUUACCACUUGACCGUAUCAGGUGUCACUCGAGGGGGGACUGGCAAACCAUCAGUUGCUCAAAUGGUUUAUGUUAGUAGUCCAGAAGUUGUUCAAAAUCCAGGAGAACAAUAUCUAAGUGAAUCACCUGGUGUGCCUCUCAUUACUUUGGGGGUGGCUAUAAGUGUUCUAGCACUUAUACUUUCAGGUAUUGGUGUUGUAGUGAUGUUCACCUGGCGAAAAACUAGAAGGGGGCUCCCUGAUAAUAUAACUCCAGCCCAAAGUCCUUAUCAGGCUUCUGGCAAUGGAGUUCAUGGACAAAUGCCUUUGACGUCAUUUAUAACACCUGAUACUGAUACAAGUCACUACAGAUACAAUGUAGGCUCUAAACGGUUAGACACUGAAGCCCAUGACAGAAGUGAUAGCAAAGGAGUCGAGGAAAGCAGUGUUACUCUUUUACCGCCAGGAAUAACUCCAACUCCUAUUGGUGCAAUCAACUCUCCUCAAAACAUUGAUUCAAAUAAUGAGGAUGGAUUAAGGACAACACCGUGCUGGAGUGGUGGUUUGCUUCCUAUGCAUUUGUUCCACAUCACAGAAAAUCCGCAGUGUGAAUCAUCACUUGCUGCUAAAACUCCUCCACUAAGAUAUGGUCAUGAUAGGUCAGAAACAAGAAACUCAGAAGAAAUGCUGAAGUUAUUGCCAGCCAAACCAAGCUCAUGUUGUGAAUCUGAAGCAGAAGACUUUUGUGAAGAGGGUGACCAAACUGGUGACUCAUUAAAUAUUACACAAAUCACAGAUGUUGAUCAUAGUUUCCAGGAUAAAAGCAAUAACAAUAAUGAUAUUCACAAUAGUAAUGUCAGUUCAAAUAGCAACUCUGAUGCUGGAAGGAGUAGCAGAAGUAGCAGCAUUCUAGAAGAAUUGAGUGAAGGAAGCAGUGAUGUAACUGAACAACAGUUGCUUGUUACUCUAUCAUCAGUCCCUCUUCACCAUCUAACAACAAAGUCCUUCUUAGAUGUACCCAAAGUAUCGGUUGUUGGUCCUAAUGGAUGAAAUCUUCUCAAGGAUGUGCACAUUUUUUUGCCUUCUUCUGGUGCAUGUGCUCAAGCAUGAUUACUGUGUAUUAACUGUCAACACUUCAAAUCUGACUGUUAUGUAGGUUUAAUUCUUUAUUUUGUGAUAUAAGAAAAAAGGUUAAAACGCAUGAAGCCGCUCAAAUACAUUUCAUCCUAUGGCAUAUCUGGGUAAAAUGUAAACAUAAUUGUGUUUCCUUGUCAAAGUUUUGUGAAAACUCUCUUUAACCAGGCUUGUUUUAGUGAUACUGUAUUUAUUUUUGACGUAAAAUUGACUCAAGUGGUAUUUUUGCAAUGAGUACCAAUUUUGUCAAACUCAAAGUAUUUAGUUUUUCAGAAAUCAAGUUAGUUUUAUACAAACAGCUUUGAAUAUUUUAACUACUGAUUUGACAUUUGUCUUAUUUGAAGCAUUUUACAAUGUUUGUUUAUAUUUUUUGGUACUUCCAUUUUGUGCUGUAUUCUUGUAUUUUGUAUUAUACAGGUAUAAUUGUCUCGACUGAAUCAAUUCAUUUAGUUGUUUGCUACUAAAAUUGGUCCCUAGAACAUUUGAUAGCCAUUGUUUCCGCCAUUACUGUAACGGUAAAACGGACCAAUUUCAUUUCUCAAAGAAGACCAAGCAUGGAGACUGAAUCUAUUGCAUAGUAACUGUAGAUUUGGCCAUUUUGAGGCUAUUUGUAACAAAUCUGGCUUUUUGCAAUCACAAGCCUGUAGUAGAGUAGAAAAUAGUUUAAGUUUUCCUCUGGAUCCUCUGGAAUUGCAUUUCUGCUGCUCUCAAAAGUGCUUUUAUUUCAUUCAAAAUUUCCACUUUUACAGAAUAUUCAACAGGUACACACUUUUCAUAAUUUAAAAAAAAAAUAAAAAAAUGUGGCAAUUAUUUUGUUAGUUAUCAUAUUUAUGUAAGUAAAUUGGAAUGCAAUUACUGUGAUCCAGAUUGUUGGCUGUGCAUUUGUUUAUAGGGUAUUUGAACUAGUUACUGGUGCAGGCAAAUACUGUGCUUGUUUCAAAUUGGACUGCUUUUACAGUAGUGUAGUCCUCUUGUUUUCAGUGUCACAUCAUACUAUGAAGUACUGUAAAACAUCAAAACAGCUCAAUUGUAUAUAACAUAAAUUAUUCAUUUUGUAUUGUACUUGUUUUGCAGUGUUAGCUAGUUUGGCAGUUUUAUUCUUUUUGAGAAGCUGAGAUCAUUGUAAUCUACUGUCAGAGCUCUCAAAGUUGCCAUCAUGUACAACUUGUGCAGCUAGACUGUGGCAAGCAAUUUAGUCUCUGUAGUCAUAGUACAAAGUUAUUAAAUGGUUAUUAUUAUUAUUGGUAUUAUCCAUUAUUAUUAUUAUUAUGUAUGUAUUCUUAUUAUUGUUGUUGUCUACACUGUAGCGAAAACCAUGCUAAAAAUGGUUGGAAAAGAAAACUGUUACAUACAUUCCAUUGAUAUAUUUAUCUUAAGUUUCCAGCUUGCCUAAGUGUCUUUAUAAACUUUUUUCUGUUAUUUGUUUUGUCUUGUCUUGUUUGACGCCUUCCUUUCCUUUUAAUUCUUAUUCUAUUACCUAAAUGUAUUUACAGAAAUCAAUGUUGGUUGAACUUAAUGUAGGUAGGUAAUUAACCUCUCGUGUGACAAAUUUGCAUUCAUUUCUUUGUCUGUUAAAUUUGCGUUAUUUGUAGAGAAUCUCAAGAUCAUGUCAUAGUACAUGUAUUCGUUUCUAUUUAGUUCAACCUUUCCUUUGACAAAUUUACGGGUAUAUACUUUGAGAAACUUACUUUUUUUAUGUCUAUAUGUUUGUUUUACGUACAGUAAUGUGUAUCACUGUUUUACUUAGCGUACAAUUUUAACAUAUGUGAAAUAUUUGCGUUUGUCCGAUUUGACCUGCUUUGAAGAUAGGUAAUUAUUGUUCCAUUCCAUUCUUUUCCAUUCCUACUCUUCCAUUCCAUUUCAGUUAAGUUCAUUUUAGAUAUUUCCUUGAUUUUCUCAUAGUUCCUAUUUCCUAUUCUCCUCAUUUCCUUCAAAUGUGUUCUGUGAUAAAAAGAAAUUCUCUGAAAUUUUUUAUAUACAUUCAUGACUUCUUUAUCCUAAAGUAAUGGUUGUACUUAAAUCUAAAAUUACUCAACUUCCAUCCCUCUUCAAUUUUGUUUUAAUUUUACUUACAUCUAAGUUUAGGGGCCCCAUGAAAUAAUUUUCAUUUCAUUGCGCAAGGUGGGAUAUCGAAACAAUAUUGUUUAUGUGAAAACCGAUAUGAAAAUGUCAUGAUAUGUUUUCAAUAGUCAUUUCGCUUUGGAUUGCAUUUGUUUCCAAAUGCUGUCCAUAACUUUGUCCAUCUUUACAGCGAGUGACCUUGCCUCCUCACUUUCACUAAAGUUUACUCUGGAAGAAAAUCUCACCUUUGGUAUAUUCAUACAUUUUUUGUGCAUAAAUUAAAUUUCUGUCUACAUCUGAGACUUUUUGAAUACAUACUACACAACCAAUGAGAAUAUCUCUGAACAGGUUUUCUCUGUCAUUGUUAUCAAUGGACUCCAUGAAUGAACUCCACUCAUUUCUUAAAAUUAAAGUGUUCAAUCCCUUCUAUCUUUAACAUUCUUCUCAUCCAUACCAAAGUAAUUCCAUUGUAAGUCAAUAGCAUUGUCAAGUUUUAUGAAUUAUCUUGUACCAUAUAGUUUUUGUAACUUGCUGAUCAAAGGACCUAACACCAAAUACUUUAUUAUGUACCUACUCAGUUGUUGCUUGUCAUAUGCUUCAGUUUCUUUGCUAUUGUACAAAUGUUGACUGUCAUUUUAAAUGCUAAGGGAAAGGUGCAUCUAAACAGAAGAUUAAUAUGUAAGAUUCACAUACAUCUACCUCACAUUUCCUACUGUAAAAAUUAAACUCUGUAGAUAUAUAGGGCUUAUCUAAUUGUUCAGGUUAUCUAUUUUUUUCUAGGAUUGAAUUAGAGCUGUUCAUUUUCCUGUGUAAGUUGUUGCGUGAUUCAAAACAAGCAAAGUCGACUCCAAUGUUGCUGAAAACAUUAAGGCUGGUUUGACAUCGGCAACAAGUUUUGUAGCAAUCCUUUACUGUGUCCCGCAGGGAGAUUUACUAUUCCAUACAUAACAUACUGGUUUGUAUGUACUAUUGGUUAAUUAUUACUAAAUAUUAAUUCAAUGUUGUCAUGGUGGGCAUAAGUCCUUAAGAUGCUUUGUUUAUUUAUUAUUAUUAUUUUGCAUGAAGGCUUAUCAGAUUAAUAGUCCGGCGUCAUUACUCGACACAUCAUUCUAAAUUUUUGGGACCAUUCAAAAUGUCAGAUGAAGAGAGUGCGUUUUUCUUUUUUAUAAGAAAAGGGGAUCUCAUUUCAUGAGGAAAGCCUCCUCACCUCAGUUUAAGUGCGUUGCCUCAGGUACAUGCCUAUUUGAGAUUAUUAUCAUCAAACUGGUUAGUAGUGGUCUUAUAUUGGAACAUACUUGACGCAAACCACCUUAGCUGAUGGUGAGUCAUAAGACUAUCAUGGAACUAAAUCCUCCUAAAUGGUCCAAGAUUAUUAACUGUGUUAUUGAAGCCUGUGGCAUUGUUAAUGUUUGACCCACAACUAGCUCAAAAAAAGUAACAUAUCAUUACUUUGAUAUAUUACUUGAAACAAAAUGUUAUCAAUGAACCUGAACAGCUACUUCUUUCCCCUCUCAGAGAUCACAUAAACAAGAGGUAGGCAUGGUAUAUGUAAUACAUUAAUGCUAUGCUCUUUGCUUCAUUUGUAUUAUUCUGUUUUGAAACAUUGAUCUGCAGAAACACCAUGUCAUUUGUGAUGAUUGUACUUUUUCUAUUUGUUGCUGUAAGGUUUAAAACUUGUAAUAAUUUGGUUAUUUUUUAUUUUCCUCAUGACCUAUGAGAAUAUAUAUUACAAUUUUUUUA